This is a messenger RNA of Pungitius pungitius (ninespine stickleback), 5456 nucleotides long. RefSeq names its product RAS p21 protein activator 2 (gene rasa2). Gene Ontology annotation, biological process: regulation of GTPase activity; intracellular signal transduction. NCBI's taxonomy places the organism in Eukaryota, Metazoa, Chordata, Actinopteri, Perciformes, Gasterosteidae. Bases 122 to 2590 code for a protein of 822 amino acids. The transcript is spliced from 24 exons. The record is from RefSeq and is a predicted model, not a curated record.
CCCGCCGUGACGCGGCAGCGGGGCUGGCUCUCCUCCUCCUCCUCUCCGCCUGCGCUCAUAAACGGAUGUGAUAAACCCAGCGCUGAAUGCGCCGCAGCAGCGAUAACAGUCAGCUCUGACCAUGGCGGAAGAGGACGACGCGACGGUUCGGAUUUUACAAAGCCUGCGGGGUAAAAUAUGUGAGGCUAAGAACCUUGGUCCAGCCUCUGGUCCAAAUCGACAAAGGGAUCUCUGCACUCUUUGCACCAUAAGUCUGGAUCAGGAGGAGGUUUUCCGCACCAAGGUGUUUGACAAAAGUGUCAGCCCGUUCUAUGGAGAGGACUUCUACUUUGAGAUCCCUCGUCCAUUUCAGUGUUUAUCCUUCUAUGUUUAUGCCAAAAGUGUGUUCCAAAGGGACCUACCUGUGGGCAAGGUGUCAAUCAGAAAGGACGACCUGUGUAAAUACAGUGGGAAGGAGCACUGGUUUGGCCUUCAUCCGGUGGACCCGAACUCCGAAGUCCAGGGUAAGGUUCACUUGGAGAUGCGAUUGAACGAAGUGAUCGCAGUGACCGGCUCAAUGGGUCAACACUUACUAGUCCGGAUAAUCGAGUGCCAGGGGCUGCCUUUGAUCAGUGGGCAGAAUUGUGACCCCUAUGCCACGGUGUCACUCGUUGGACCUGCCAGGUCCGACCAAAAGAAAACUAAGGUGAAGAAGAAAACCAGCAACCCUCAUUUUGAAGAGACCUUCUCCUUUGAGGUCACAAGGUCUGGCAGCUACUCUAAGAAGACUCAUUUCCAAGUGGAAGAGGAGGACAUUGAAAAACUUGAGAUCAAAGUUGACUUGUGGAACAACGAGAAUCUGGCUCAGGAUGUGUUUCUGGGGGAGACGCGGGUGCCGGUCAAGAUCCUCCGAAACAGCCACGUCCACAAAGCCUGGUAUCUCCUCCAGCCCAAAGGGAACGGCAGCAAGUCCAAGUCUGAUGAUUUGGGAUCCUUGCGUCUGAAGCUGACCUACAUAGAAGACACGGUGCUGCCAUCUGCCUGCUACACACCUCUCUGCAACCUGCUGCUCAAAUCCCCGGAUGUGAAGCCCAUCUCGGCCUCGGCAGCACACAUCUUGGGGGACAUCUGCAGAGAGCGAUACGAGGCGGUUCUGCCCACGGUUCGACUUCUGCUCCACCACAAUCGCUUUGUGCCUUUUGUCUCCGCUGUGGCGGCUCUAGAGCUGGACAACACUCAGGAGGCUAACACUAUAUUCCGUGGCAACUCACUGGCAACGCGCUGCAUUGAUGACAUGAUGAAGAUUGUGGGAAAGAAUUACUUGGCAGUUACCCUGAAGCCUGUAAUAGAUGAGAUUUGUGAAUCAAACAAAACUUGCGAGAUCGACCCUGUGAAACUGAAGGAAGGUGACAACACGGAGGUCAACAAGGAGAACCUUCAGGGUUACGUCCAGAAAGUCUUUUCCUCCAUCACAGAGUCAAGUUCCAGCUGUCCCCCACUCAUGUGUGAUGUCUUCAGGUCCCUGAGACACUUGGCCUGCAAACGCUUCCCAGCCGACCCACAUGUUCAAUACUCGGCCGUUAGCAGCUUUGUUUUCCUGCGAUUCUUCGCCGUCGCCGUCCUUUCUCCCCACUCCUUCCAGCUCCGUUCCCACCAUCCGGACACAGAGAUUUCCCGCACACUCACCCUCAUCUCAAAGACGAUCCAGACGCUGGGUAGCUGGGGUAGUUUGUCUAAAAAAAUGUCUAGUUUCAAAGAAACCUACAUGUACGACUUCUUCAAAUCAUUCCAAGAAGACCAGUGUAUAGAAAAAGUUAAAAAGUUUCUGGAUGAGAUCUCCUCUAACAUCAGCAAAGAGUCGAGUGGGCUGGAAGACGCGGUGGUCCUCAAGGAGGGGGAAGUACAGAAACGCGGCCAGGGGAGAAAACACCUUGGGAAGAAGAACUUUAAAAAGAGAUGGCUCAGACUGACCAACAGGGAGCUGUCCUACCACAAACAUAAAGGAAAAGAGGCCCUUUGCGUCAUCAAUGUCAAAAAUAUCCAGGCGGUGGAGAAACUAGAUGAAAGUGCCUUUAACCGCAAAAAUAUGUUUCAGGUGCUCCAUUCUGAGAAGCCUCUGUAUGUGCAAGCAGGAAACUGUGUAGAGGCCAGUGAGUGGUUGGAGGUCCUGGGCCCGGUCAGUCGCUGCAACGAGGGACGCCUCUCCGCCUUCCAUCCGUCGAAUUACACCAGCGGGGCCUGGCAGUGCUGCAGGAGCCAGAGCAGCAACGCGCCGGGCUGCAAGCCCUGCACCACCACCGUGCUGGCCAACCUGCAGCUGGACAUAGACUGUGACCGGGAAACGGAGAGGAUUUUCUCCCUCCUCUCCUCCAACGAUACCAAGCUGCAGAACAUGGAGGAUGCGUGUGCCAGCAUGGCGGUGUAUCAGGGCCCUCAGCGGGAGCAGGAGGACUACUCCAAGUUCACCAUUCAGGAACCCAAAGAGACCUUUCAGACGCUCAAACAGCUCCGAAACGUCAUGGAGGAACUACAGAAGCAGCACAACGUCCGGAGCGACACCACGGCGCAGUACGGGAGCCUCGACAACCCCAUAGUGGGGAAGACCUCUUAACCCGGACGGGGAGGCGUGGCCUGGGAGAGCCACGCCCAGCAGGUGUCGGUAGUCCUCAAGGGGUCGCUGGGGUCGUCCCGGUGAGAAAAGGGCGAGCGACGCGCCCGGACCUCCAGACGCUACGAGUCCAGUACAGCAGGGGCCGCCUAAAGAUGGGGGAAGCGGAGCGAACAGUCUCUGUCCUCCGAAUGAAACAAAAACCCCUCGGUGGUGUCUUCUCUCCUUGCUCUGUCCUUUUCUUAAUUUAUGUCCUCUUUGACGUAUACGGCUGUUAUUUUUUUGUGUUUUUUAAAAGGCAUCAUUACAGUGGAUGGUGUGUGAAUAGGCUGCUAUUUUUUUAUUCACAGAAUUCUUUUAUUUCUUAUAUCAACAGCUGUGAUGAUGAUUUAAAGUGUUUUUUUUUUCCCUGACAUCCAUCUUUUUUUUUAGAUUUGAUAAUUUGUAUCGUCCUUCUGUCCCCCCCCCCCGGUCUCAGGGCCGUCCACAGCUGGAACGUUGGCUCUAACAACAACGCGUGAGCGUGGUCACGGCUGCGUGGGCGGCCCGUUGGCGUCCUUCCUCCUCUGAUGGUUUGUCUGUAUAUAUUUUCAGAGUAGAUGAAACCAAUCUGCCUUACUUUGAUGGAUGUUUCUUUCACAUUAAAUGCUUAGGGAAUAAUGCAGAAGCACUUUAUAUAUUUGGAAUACUCCAAAUGGAAAUGAUUAGAUACUUGUUAUCAGCUUUCCCCAUUUUGAUCAGUUACAUGAUCUUGAGUAAUCCUUUUGUUUAAUCCGUGUAUAAAUGACAUUUAUAGCCUGUAGAUUUUAAGAUAUUUUUCGUGACCAAAGACAGUUUGAUAGUUUUGACUUGAAAAAAUAAUAAUGUAUUUUGAAUACAAAGGUUUAAAAAUGGAGAAAAUUAUGUAUCUCUAUAGAUAUGUAUGUUGUGUGUAUGUAUUUUUUCAAUAUAUAUAUAUAUAUACUUUUUAGUGACUUAAAGCAAGCAGACUGCAUGCAUUCGGUUUGGAAUCCUAAUGGCACAUGAUUGUGGUGUAGACUUGUAUUUCCCUGUGAUUGUGAAUCCUUUUGGUACAUUGUGAAUCAGAUUUAUGGUUUCACGGCAUAUCUGUAGUGGCUUGUGUAAGAAAUGAAACCGUAGAGAGGAAUCUGUCAAAAGAGCACAUUAUCCCCGUCAUCCUCGAAUUAGUUCAGACAAUCACGGCAGCCAACAAACACUUUGUUGGAUUUUUUUUGUACCUGGAAGAUAAUCUUUCUCUUGAUGUGAAUCCUAUUUGAUGCCUAACAAUCAUAUUUUGCUGUGAUAGUCCAACAAGGUCUUCAAACCACUUAAAAACUUCCCCCCCAUUUGUUAAACUGAUUUCUGUUAAUGACACGAAACUGAAUUCUGAGAUCAAACCAGCAACGCGUUUUUACUUAUUGAUUAUUCACAAACAUUUUUAAAUAAACCCUGAUAGUCUUUUUUUAAAUUUUUUUGCUCCAACAUUUGCCAAUUUGAACAAUGAAGGGAACUUGAAUUUAUUUUAAAAACAAAAGAACGUGUAUUUCUGAAACCGGGUCGACUGUGUACUUUUCUUUGCCUGUGGAAAUAAGUGGUUUAGUCUUUGGUCCGUCCUAUAUUUCUAACAUGCAUAUCUUGUGUAUUUAACGAUCUAUUUUUCUAGGAAAAAUGUUUGUUUGUUGUUUUUUGUCUUUUUUUCGGAAACACUGAUUGGAAGUGUUGGCACGGUACCGUUUCCUUUGUCGAGGCUUCGCUGCCUGUGUGCGCGUGGUGCGUGCGUGCGUGUGUGUGUGUGUGUGCGUGCGUGUGUGUGUGUGUGUGUGUGUGUGUGUGUGUGUGUGUGUGUGUGUGUGUGUGUGUGUGUGUGUGUGUGUGUGUGUGUGUGUGUGUGUGUGUGUGUGUGUGUGUGUGUGUGUGUGUGUGUGUGUGUGUGUGUGUGUGUGUGUGUGUGUGGUUGCGAGCUGCUGCUGGUUGUCUGCUUGACGCAGUCACCGCUGGCGCGUGUGACGUCCCAGAGCUGCAGCUGGCGCUGACUCGGCCCACGUGAGGGCUGGAAGGGAAUCUGCUGCCUGAUGAGAGAAGGAUGAACUCUGUUUGUGUAACGUUUUUGUUUGGAACACACAAAAGGAGAAAAAAAAAUGACUCUGGACCAAAUUUCAGCACAAAGUUGUUGCUGUAUAAUGUUGCAUGUCAACGCCAUGGCUAGUUUUAAUAAGUGCCAGUGAACUGGCGGUUGAUGUCUUCUGGUUGUGUUCUCAUAUGAAGGUGACCGUGUUCUCGAGUGCUUGCUCUGAGUUCUACUUUUUUAUCCGCUUUUAAUAAGGGAUUUUUUUUUUCCUUGUGCUGUCAGAAUGUGGAAAUGCCUCCAGUGGCCAGGAAGUAAUCUAGUUAGACUUUCUCAUGUAAUAUUGCCAAACUAAAAAGAACGCUGAGAUUGGAUGAAUUACGGCAAUUCAAGGUAGCAGCCAACUACUCAUUUUAUUGACAGAAUCCGGGAGAAGUCCAGGUUUGUGCAACAGAAAUGAACUUCAGGGUCUGUAAAUCAAAGUUUACGCUCAAAGACUGUAACAAUGUUGCAUUUUCUUGUCAAAUACGGGAGUGACGUUUCAAAAGUAUCUCUUCUUUCUGCCGAUCCGCGUGCGUCUGUCUGCUCGGAGUCGUAUCUCAGCGCCCGAGUCCCUUGAGGAAUGUGUGCGAGGCCUCGGGACGUCCUGCCCGUCCGCCGGCUCGGUUCUUCUGAAUGUUUCCACUUCGAUACGAUUUUUUUUCGAUUUGUUUGUUUGUACACAAAAUAUUUUAUUUUCCAUACGUGUGUUGUCUUUUCUGUGUCCAUUUGAAGCAAUUUACAAUAAAACCGUUGAAAUGCCAA